AUGGGGGCCGUCUCCAGCAUGGAGCUUUCAGGGGGAUGAGGGCGAGAUAAGUCGUUGCCGGCUGCUCCUGUCUCUCCGCCCAAGCAUGUUGGUGCACUUAUUUCGGGUCAGGAUCCUGGGCGGGCCUGUCCGCGGCUGGUCGCUACACUCUCUGCGCUUCCAGGCCUUCUCAGCAGCCAGGUCCCCAAAUGGUCGCUCCAGCUCCUUCCUCCUCCAAGCUGUGGCCCAGCUGCGGUCACAUCUCCAGGCUCACCUCCCUCGGGCCCCACCAACUCCCCGUUGGAGCCCCUCUACCCGGUACUGGGUUGGGGGGAUCUUGAUGGUACCUGCAGUGCUACGGCAGUGUCCCCACCUCUGCCCUGUGGUACUGUGUGAGGCAGAAGUGUCCCCUCCUCACCCUGCGCCAGAGUUGCAUUUUAACUGGAAGCUGUUCUUGCAUUUCCUGUGUCCCCACAUUCUGGUCCUGGGGGCAGCCAUUGUGCUGGCCUUGGGUGCAGCACUGGUGAACGUGCAGAUCCCCCUGCUCCUGGGCCAGCUAGUGGAGAUCGUGGCCAAGUACACAAGGGACCACAUGGGGAGUUUCAUGUCCGAGUCCCGGAGUCUCAGCACCCAGCUGCUCAUCCUCUAUGGUGUCCAGGGACUUCUGACCUUUGGGUACCUAGUGCUGCUGUCCCACAUUGGCGAGCGCAUGGCUGUGGACAUGAGGAAGGCUCUCUUCAGCUCCCUGCUCCGGCAAGAUAUUGCUUUCUUUGAUGCCAAAAAGACAGGGCAGCUGGUUAGCCGCCUGACAACUGAUGUGCAGGAAUUCAAGUCAUCCUUCAAGCUUGUCAUCUCCCAGGGGCUGCGCAGCUGCACCCAGGUAGCCGGUUGCCUGGUGUCCCUGUCCAUGCUAUCCCCACGCCUCACACUGUUCCUGGCCAUCGCCACACCUGCCCUGAUGGGAGUGGGCACUCUGAUGGGGUCAGGUCUUCGAAAGCUAUCUCGCCAGUGUCAGGAGCAGAUUGCCAGGGCAACAGGCGUAGCAGACGAGGCCCUGGGCAAUGUUCGGACUGUGCGGGCCUUUUCCAUGGAGGAACGGGAAGAGGAACGUUAUAGAGCAGAGCUGGAGUCGUGCCGCUGUAAGGCAGAGGAGCUUGGCAGGGGCAUCGCCUUGUUCCAAGGGCUCUCCAACAUCGCUUUCAACUGUAUGGUCCUGGGCACCUUGUUCAUUGGGGGCUCCCUUGUAGCUGGACAGCAGCUGAGAGGGGGAGACCUCAUGUCCUUCCUGGUGGCUUCUCAGACAGUGCAGAGGUCUAUGGCCAGCCUCUCUGUCCUGUUUGGUCAGGUGGUGCGGGGCCUGAGCGCAGGUGCCCGUGUGUUUGAGUACAUGGCCUUGAGCCCCUGCAUCCCACUGAAAGGGGGUUACUGCAUCCCCAGCAAGCACCUGCGUGGCUCUAUCACUUUCCAGAAUGUCAGCUUCAGCUACCCCUGUCGCCCUGGCUUCGAGGUGCUCAAGGACUUCACCCUGACACUGCCCCCUGGCAAGAUUGUGGCCCUUGUGGGCCAGUCUGGGGGAGGAAAGACUACAGUGGCUUCCCUGCUGGAGCGCUUCUAUGACCCCACGGCCGGCAAGGUGACACUGGAUGGGCAUGACCUGCGCACCCUUGACCCAUCCUGGCUCCGGGGCCAGGUCAUAGGCUUCAUCAGCCAGGAGCCAGUCUUGUUUGGAACGACCAUCAUGGAGAACAUCCGCUUCGGGAAGCUGGAAGCUUCUGAUGAAGAGGUGUACAAAGCUGCACAGGAGGCCAAUGCCCACGAGUUCAUCAGCAGCUUCCCUGAGGGUUACAGCACCGUGGUCGGUGAACGGGGCACAACCCUGUCUGGUGGCCAGAAGCAGCGCCUGGCCAUCGCACGUGCCCUCAUCAAACAGCCCACCGUGCUAAUCCUGGAUGAGGCUACCAGCGCGCUGGAUGCAGAGUCUGAGCGGGUGGUGCAGGAGGCACUGGACCGGGCCAGUGCUGGCCGCACCGUGUUGGUCAUUGCCCACCGGCUCAGUACUGUUCGUGCAGCCCACUGCAUUGUCGUCAUGGCCAAUGGCCAGGUCUGGGAGGCUGGGACCCAUGAGGAACUCCUUAAGAAAGGUGGGCUCUACACAGAACUCAUCCGGAGACAGGCCCUGGAUGCCCCACUGACCUCCGCCCCACCUCCAGAAAAGCUGGAAGACCCCAGAAGCUGCCAGUGCAGGGCCUGAGAGUGGCCCCUCUGGGAUCAGGUCACUGCCAAGCAUCAGGCUGGGGCUAGAGCUCUGCCAGGGGAGCAUACCAGAGACAGCCCCUGGAGGGCCACUGUGCUGGAGUGUAGCCACCACUCCCGUUACCGUACAGUAAAGCUAGGCUUUCUCCCACCUGUUUCUACCCUGCUGCCUGUGCAGCCUCCCGGCCCAGUGCCACAGUUAUUGUGAUGUGCACAGCUAAGGCAAAAUCCCUGCGGCCCCUCCAUGUGGUCCUCUCCCUCUGUCCCAAUUCUACGUGACACUGAAGUUGUCCAGGCCCUCACUUCAGAAAAACUGAAAGCUGAGUCUAGUCAGGCCUGAUAGCAAAGGUCUAAAAUCCUAACACUUGGGAGACAGGCAGAAGAAUCAAUAGUUCAAGGUCACCCUGGGUUACAUAGACCCUAUCUCAAAAAAUCCUAAAAACUAAAUAAAAAAACUAAACGGGCUGAGGAUGCAGCUCAGCAGCAGAGUGCUUGCCUAGUAUGUGUGAGAGGCCCUAGAUUCAGUCCUCAACCAUGGCCAGGGAGUGGUCCAGGACUCAGACUUAGGUUCUUCCUAACCCUUAGUUGACCCACAUGUCCCAAGUCUUGCUCAUGCAUCUCUACUGCCUGUCUAGGCCUUGAAAGGAAGAGCCUGACCUUGGCCCACAACCUCUCCCAUUACCACAGUCCUGUUUAGGAUUUCCUCUCCCCAUUUCCCCUGCAAUAGGACAGCUGCCCUAAUGGCCCUGCUCAGAUAAGAGCAGGACAAAGUGGCCAGUUGAGCAAGAAGCACCCAGCCUCACCUGGUAGAGACUAGACUCCCACAAUGAAGAGACAGAAAGGGGCCAGGUAUACACCUAGAACACUCAGCUGCAGGCAGGCCAGGGCGCAAGUUCAAAGCCAACAGAGGAAGCCAGGCUCCGCACAGUGGUGGACACCUGUAAUCCCAGCAGUCAGGAGGUUCAGUUUAGGGUCACCUUUGCCUACACAGCCCAAGGCCUGUCUGAGCUAUGUGAGAACCUAUCUCCAAAAAGAAAAAAGGAACAAUUAACAAAAGUACAACAUGAAGUCACUGAGGAAUCGGCGAGCUCGUGCCAGCCAGGUGGCUCUGUUCCAUGUGCACAGCCAUUAGGCUUGCAAGCCAUUUGGUGACAGUAGAUUCUCAGCCCCUGACAGGUACGGGAUAGCUUCUCAUCCAGCCUUCUCUGCCCACUGGGGCAUGAGACUAUGUGGUCAAGGGCUAAUGUUCCCGGCCUUGUGGCUGUGUGCUCCCUGACCCUGUCACCUCGCCCAGGCCUGGCUCCAUAGAGACCAGCAGCUUGGCUGGGCCUGCCCUUGAAAGCCUCUUCCAAGAGUUAAAUGGGAUAGUUUGUAGUGUUGCACUUAAAAACCACAGAGUAGCCAGGUGUGAUGGUGCACGCCUUUAGUCCCAGCAUUCAAGAGGCAGAGGCAGGCAGAUCUCUGUGAGUUCAAGGCCAGCCUGGUCUACAUAGUGAGUUCCAGGCCAGCUGGGGCUACAGGAAGAUCCUGUCUCAAAAAGACCCCCCCCCAAAAAAAACAGUGUAAUAAGCCCCAGAAAGUUAUACCUGUGCUACAAGCCACUAUAGUUACAUCCUUCCCAAGAUGUUACUUCCCUGUCCUGUGACUGACCCUGGGGGCAGCCUGCACUUGUGAACACUGAGGGUCUGCUAGGAGGACCAGUGGAAAAUGGUAUGAUUGGUUGGUUGGUGGAACUAUGCCCUUCCACUCAG
Molecule: messenger RNA, 3983 nt
Organism: Nannospalax galili (Upper Galilee mountains blind mole rat)
Lineage: Eukaryota; Metazoa; Chordata; Mammalia; Rodentia; Spalacidae
Gene: Abcb8
Product: ATP binding cassette subfamily B member 8
Exons: 16
Coding region: 86-2230 (714 amino acids)
Biological process (GO): transmembrane transport
Cellular component (GO): membrane
Molecular function (GO): ATP binding; ABC-type transporter activity; ATP hydrolysis activity
Source: RefSeq, a predicted model, not a curated record